Esox lucius (northern pike) is the source of this 3168-nucleotide messenger RNA. It is a transcript of the gene tex11, whose product is annotated as testis expressed 11. The transcript has 29 exons. Gene Ontology annotation, biological process: meiotic cell cycle. Bases 180 to 2921 code for a protein of 913 amino acids. Gene Ontology annotation, molecular function: protein binding. NCBI's taxonomy places the organism in Eukaryota, Metazoa, Chordata, Actinopteri, Esociformes, Esocidae. The record is from RefSeq and is a predicted model, not a curated record.
CUCACGCGCCGGUAUUUCAACAAAUAGCUCGCGCGAAAUAAUGCUGUCAAUCACCCAGGGUCCGCAUCCCGCUCUAAUAACGACGCCAGCCAGCAAGCUUCAGUAGUUAAUGUAGAUAACAGGCAACAUUAUUUGUCUUUCUAACGUAUUAUUGCUUUCCAUAGACCUAAUCUUGAAACAUGGACCAGUUUGUCUCAAAUGUGAAAUGUCUGACGGAACACCUGCUACAAAAACAACUAACCAAUCCAGAUGAGGUUAUUGAGAAGCUAUUUUGUGAAAUAUCUGUGUUAGAAGACUUCCCAAAAGUAAUACCACUGGAUCUUCAGCUGGAAGAAACCGCUAUUCAUCUGUGGAACUGGGCUGUCACCAAACGUGUGGGAACUGCCAUAAAUGAACACCAGAAAGCAAAAGUACGUCACGUCGCGUGCAGACUGCUGUUUUCCAGUGAGCCGGAGAAUCCAACAGAGGGCGCUGUGCGCAAACAGAUCCUGAUGGCCAGCAAGACAGGAAGAACCUGGUUAGACUGUAAAAAUACACAGCUUGCUGAUGACUUCCUGGGUCUUGCUGUCAAAAGCUUGGAGAAACUUUACAGCCGACUAACAUCGCGGGGCGAUGCUGGGACAGACAUCAACACGUCGAAGGGAGAUGUGGAGAAGGACCUGCUUCGAGUUCUGUCUUAUCAGGCAGAGUCGGCGCUGGCCCAAGACGACCACGGACAGGCUGUGGCCUGCAUGCAGCGCUGUAAGGACAUGCUACAGCGGCUCCCCAAAGAGACAGGCUAUCUCUCUCUCGUGUGCUAUAACUUUGGAGUGGAUUCCUACAAUCAGAAGAAGUAUGAGCAGAGUUCUUUUUGGUUGAGCCAGAGUUAUGAUAUAGGGAAGAUAAAUAUGAAAUACUCUCCUGGCGCUGAAGUGCAAGCCAAAGUCCUGAGGCUCCUGGCGACUGUCUAUCUUGACUGGGAUUGUCAGCAACUUAUGGAGAAAGCACUCAGUGCUGUGAGUUUGGCCAACAAGCAAUGUUUGCACCCCUCUGGGCUCUACCUGAAGAUCAGAAUUCUGCUGAGAGGUGGUGCUCUGGAGGAUCACAUAACAGCUGGGGUGACAGAGCUGUUGGAGUCCGAGGUGCCCCUGGAGGUGUGUCUGAGGACGGUGGAACUACUCAUGGCUGAAGACAGGGAGACGUUAGCCUUUGACUUCCUGAAGAGGGUCUGUCAGCACUUUGAGUCGUCCCCUGAGCUGAGCAGUGCCCUGGUUCUGCACAUAGAGCUGCUUCUGCAGAGAGGCCAGGAGCUGCUGGGAAAACAGAAGAUAGAGGACGUCAUCGCAGGCCACUACGCCGGUAAACCGCUGUCGCCUCGGAAUCUCGCCUGUCUACAUCUCCUGUUCUGGGACAAAGCCUCCAAGUGCUUUGAGGCCGAGUCGUUCUCGGAGGCUUUGCAGUGGUACAGCUACUCCCUGAGUUUCUACAAGGCUGGUCAGAUGGAGCCGAACCUGGCAAAGCUGCAGAGGAACAGAGCCUCAUGCUUCCUUCGCCUACAGCAGCUGGACAAGGCCAAAGAAGCAAUAAAGGAAGCAAAGAGAUGUGAUCCAAACAGCAUCUUCACUCAGUUCAGCGUUUUCAAGAUUGCAAUCCUGGAGGGCAACGUGGAGCUUGGUACAGAGGCGGUGAAAGCCAUCACGGCUCUGGCCAGAUGUCCGGCAACCGGCGAGGACAGACUGCUGGUGGCCGACAACGCUGCAUCCAACCUCCUCCGCCUGGCGGCUCAGAUCGCUCUGGAGAAUAAGCAGCAGGACAUCGCCAUGAAGGCACUGGAGAGUGUGUGUGACCACUCCACAGAUGACGCCCAGGUUCUCACGGCUGUCCGGUGUUUGGUUCGACUGGUGCUCUCAACAAUAGACAAGACCAAUGGGGAGAAACAAGAGGCAUAUUUGGAUGUUCUGCUGUCUUAUUUAAGAAUGGCCCUACAGAAGGUGUCUCAACUCAGCCGCGUGCCGAGCGUGGUGGAGCGGUGCGCCGAGGACGCCGACUGGUUCAGGAAGAUCGCUUGGAACUCUGCUCUGCAGUGCGAGGCCAGACCCGACACGAUGAGGGAUUUAUUUGUGCUCUCUUACCAGCUGUCCCAGUUCUGCCCCCGGGAUCGGGGCGUGCUGAUGUUCCAGAAGACAUGCCUGCUGAUGGCGGCCGCUGCGUCUCUGGAAUGCGGCAGGACGUCUUCGCAUUCCGACCAGACGGAGCACCUUACACAAACCCUGGAACACAUUCAGCUCUGCUGGGAGGUCUGGAAGACCCUCAGAGAAUCAGGGGACUUCGCCGGGGACCCGACGGACACCCUGCUGCUGCUGUACGAGUUCGAGGCUCGCGCCAAGCUGAACGACCCCAGGGUGGAGACGGUGCUGGACUCUGUGCUAGAGCUGGGUGCCGUGGAGGCCAAGGUGCUGGAGACCGUCGCAGCCUUGGCCAUGGAGCCUCCUGCCCACCUCCCCCGGCUGUGUAAGAAGGCCUUGAGGAUCGCCCUGUCGCUGCACCGCAGGCAGAUGCAGCCCGACGUCACCCGCUGCAGCCAGUGUUUGCGCAGCCUGAUCCAGUUGUCGUUGCCCAGCGGCGUGUCGGAAGUGGAGGCCCCGGUGCUGGACGAGGUGUGGUGCUACUACGAAGACACCCUGUCCAUCAUCGCAGCCGCACCCGAGGAGUUCCCCGAGACGGAGGUCCUGUGGCUCCUCACCAGGGCCUGGAACAUGGGCAUCCAGCUGUACAGCCUGGCACACUACCCCGAGGCAGAGAGAUGGUGUGGCCUGGGCAUGAGCUUCCUCCAGCACCUGGGCUCCCUCCAAGAGGCCUACCAGACACAGAUGUCAGGUCUGUACAGUGAGGUGCUGGACAGGCUUGACAAAGCCAGGAGGAACCUCGCCAUGGAGGAGUGACCUGAUCGGUUGAGAUCUCCUUUUUCCAUGCAGGCCUGAGAGCACUCGUGUCAGUUGUGUUGCUGGUUGGCUGUUGGUCUGCCUGUUCUUGUAGGAGUUAAGUGAGCCUGUCCCAUAUUUACAUGAAUUUCCCUAUUGGGAGUUUAGAUUUAGACCAUUUCUACCUGUUGUUUUUGACGUUUCAGCGCCUCUCCACAUGAAUGUGCCUUGUAUUUUGUGCCUCCCAGAUAAAUCUUGCCUUCCUGAA